AUGAUAUUCCCAUAUUUCUCCGCCUUGUUUAUAUAUUCUCCACCUAUUUAUUAUUUUUAUAAUAAACAUUACUUUUGUAUUAUUAUGGAUAGUUCACAAAAUGGUUGUCAAAGAAAUUUUGACAAUAUAAAUGAAAAAAUAAAAAAUAAAUCAAAAGAUUAUGAAAAAAAUGAGAUGAAUAGAGGAGUAGAGAACCCAAUGAAGGACAAAUCUGAUUGGAGAGAAAAUAUUUCUGAUGGACUUCGUGAACAUCUUAGAAACAGAUUAGUUACUGUUAUCAUUCCUUAUAUGUUUAGUAAUGAAAGAUCUAAAAAUUCUUUGAAUAUCAAUGAAAAAAUAUUUCAUAUUGAAAAUUCAACAUUUUAUGGUUCUAAUAACAAAGAAGAAUACUUUCGUCUUAUGGCAGAGAAAAUUCAUGCAAUAUAUAAAGAACUUCACAAAAAUUCUUCAAAACCUUUUGAUGGAGAUAGUUUUAAAGAUUUAAUUGAUAAUGUAAGUAAUCUUCACCUUGAUAAAUAA
Molecule: messenger RNA, 519 nt
Organism: Strongyloides ratti
Lineage: Eukaryota; Metazoa; Nematoda; Chromadorea; Rhabditida; Strongyloididae
Product: Coactivator CBP, KIX domain-containing protein
Exons: 3
Coding region: 1-519 (172 amino acids)
Biological process (GO): regulation of DNA-templated transcription
Molecular function (GO): transcription coregulator activity
Source: RefSeq, a predicted model, not a curated record